Arachis duranensis is the source of this 2195-nucleotide messenger RNA. RefSeq lists its product as uncharacterized. Lineage: Eukaryota; Viridiplantae; Streptophyta; Magnoliopsida; Fabales; Fabaceae. The record is from RefSeq and is a predicted model, not a curated record. Gene Ontology annotation, biological process: tRNA processing. Gene Ontology annotation, molecular function: ligase activity, forming carbon-nitrogen bonds; ATP binding.
UCAAUUUACAUAUUUAUCUUAAAUCAAAUAUAAUAUUAAAAUAUAAUUUAAUUCAAUACAUUUUAUAUUAAAUAUAAUACAAAUACUCAAUUUAAUUUCUGACUUGUAAUCUCUAUUUCUGUCUUUCCGUCUCAAUCACCAUCCCUCCCAAACAUAGCAGUAGAGUCUGACGGUUACACAGAAGCAAACGCUAACAUUACAGGAAGAAUGCAAGGGCGAGGACUGAGCAGGCCAUUAUUGGGCCUUACUAGCAACAAAUUGGGCUCAGUUGGCCCAAUUUUUGGAUAAAUGAACCACGGUCCCUGGUUGGUUGUUAGUGGUUACCACUUCAACACUGGCUAUGGCGCGAGGGGUGAUCCUCUCUACGCCAUGUCUCACUGCUUCUACUUCUUCACUCUUAGCUUCCUUCUCCAAAACCCCACCAAAAAGUUUCAAACUUUCACUCUCCUCGCACCUUCUGCAUCAUCACCAACCAUGCACUCUCCCUCUUACUUGCUGCUUCUCCGUCUCAUCUUCUGAAGCACAAUGCUCAAUCGACUUGUCAAAGUACAGAGAAGCUUUUUCCAGGCGCAUGGCUAUGGCGGGACUCAAACCUCAUCACCCUAUUGCUUUGGGAGUCUCUGGUGGUCCUGAUAGUAUGGCACUCUGUGUCUUAACCGCUCGCUGGAAAACUGCUGGUGCUAAUGCUGUCAACACUGACAGUGGUGGUUUCAUUGAUGGUCUAUUGGCAAUUAUUGUUGAUCAUGGACUGCGUGCAGAGAGCAAAGAGGAGGCCAACAUUGUUUGUCGCCGUGUUUCCAAAAUGGGAAUCAGAUGCGAGAUUGCCAGCUGUGAUUGGUCAAGUGGCAAGCCGAAACAGGGUCAGUUGCAAGAAGCUGCUCGUGAUAUGAGAUAUCAAAGCUUUCAAAAAGUUUGUGCUGAAAACCAGAUUGGCAUACUACUUGUUGCACAUCAUGCAGAUGAUCAGGCUGAAUUAUUUAUUUUAAGGCUUUCUCGAAAUAGUGGUGUGCUUGGACUUGCAGGCAUGCGGCCUCUUUUGGAAUUUUCAAAGGAAGAUAUGUACAAGAUCUGCCAUGGGGUAAGUGAGGAUUGGGUGGAAGACCCUACAAAUCAAAGCCCACUAUUCACACGAAAUAGGAUUAGAAUGGCACUCAGUGAUUUGUCAUCAACUACAUUCAAAUCUGAGCUCCGAAGAAUGAUUUCUGUAUGUCGGAUAACACGGACAUAUAUUGAUCAAGUUUGCUAUAGCUUGAUGACAUGGAUAUGCUGUUAUUGAUCUAAUGAACCUUUGUCCUUCAAAAAUUGAGGAUUUAUGCUUGGCUAAGUUUCUUUUGGUAGUCAUCCAGUUUAUCUCUCAAAGGCAGAAGCAAAUCAGAGGUAGUGCUUUGAAAUUGCUGAUGGAGUACAUUCGAACAUUUCCUUCCAAGAACUCUCUUACAGCGGCAGGUUGUUACCUUUGCCCCGAUCCAGGUUCCAGUGGGUCCAGAAUCCUGGUUUGCUGUUCUGUUGAUUGUAAUGCACCCAUAAAGUUGGAAUUUUUCGAGUCAUGCUCUCAUGGAGGAAAGGAGCAUGGUGUUACCAUUGAGUUGGGAAAAAUUAUAGAGGCCAAAAAAUCAUAUGCAAAUAAUGUGGUUCCAGAUGCAUCAGAUGUCCACUUUUUGGAUGUGAAUCCCGAGUUUAUUUUAAUAGAAGCCAAAAGACUGAACAUAAUCAGUGAGUCAACUUAUAAGAGCAUUCUUGCAUUGCAAAAGGAAGAAACUGAUCGCUUCAGGUCCAAAUCUGAGGUCAUUGCUAAUUCUGGAUCGACGAAUGAAGCCGAAAGUUUUAGUACUUCUGUAAAAUAUCUUCAGCAAAGGCAGUUCUGUUACUUCAUGGAUCGAUUCAUCCUCACAUGGAAGUUAGACGAUAAAUUUGACGGAGAUUCACUUUCUGACAUAGUUGAUUAUGGUGUUGAUUUGGGUGGGGAAAACUGGAACUUUUGUUUCACUUCAUGCGUAAUUGGACCUAAUAAGGUUCUUGAAGUGCGGCACAUGGUUGAAUCUGAUUGGCUGUAUUUAGCUGAGCUUUCAAAAUAUCCACAUUGCAAGAACUUGCUACCCACUCAGAUUACAGAGAAAGCAUCCGGAUGUUUACAGUAUGCCAGUGCAUCAGCUAAAAGGGCCUUUAAUAUCACCUUAAUGGCACAAAACACUUGA